Molecule: messenger RNA, 765 nt
Organism: Bolinopsis microptera
Lineage: Eukaryota; Metazoa; Ctenophora; Tentaculata; Lobata; Bolinopsidae
Product: homeobox protein ceh-13-like
Exons: 1
Coding region: 1-765 (254 amino acids)
Biological process (GO): regulation of transcription by RNA polymerase II; neuron differentiation
Cellular component (GO): nucleus
Molecular function (GO): DNA-binding transcription factor activity, RNA polymerase II-specific; RNA polymerase II cis-regulatory region sequence-specific DNA binding
Source: RefSeq, a predicted model, not a curated record
AUGUCUAAUUUGGAUUGUGCAACUCCUAUUUUCGUUACACCCAUCUUAACGAUCCCCUCUUCUCCCCUCACACCUCAGCCUCUAAAGCACAGUAUAGAGUCCCUCCUGGCCCCUCACAAGAAGCGGACCCCUGCUCGCCCCUCUGCUCGUUACAGACCCUACUCCCUGACUCCUCCUCCGUCUCCUAACAGGAAGGAGUCCCUCACUCCUCUAGAGCAUCAGCUGCUACUCCUGAAGCAGAUGCAACAGCAGAUACAGUUCUCUGAAUACAUCUCCUCCCUUCCUACUAACCUGGUUCGUGACCAACCUCACCUAACCAACCUCACUCUCCAACCUCUCAGUUUCUCCACUCCGGUUACUCCCUCAACAAGACCCGUUAGAAAACCUCGCUCUGCUGUCGUAACCCAGCCUUCCUCUACUAAACCGGACUCCACUCCCCACGUGUGUACUGCCACUACCUGCAACUCUCCUUCCUGCCCUCACAGAAUCACAACACCCACCUCUCUCUCCCGGAGACAAACCUCCCUCCCCCGGAGACAAACCCAAUCAGCUGACCAGAUCAGAACACGCACCAACCUGACCUCCGAACAGAAGGGCACUCUACAACUGGUGUUCUCAGAGACUGUGUACCUGACUAAGAGUAGGAGGAGACUGUUGUCGGAGGAGACGGGACUCAAGGAGGAGACUAUUUCUGUUUGGUUCCAGAACAGACGCAGGAUGGAGAAGAAAAGGAGUGCUAACAUACCACGAGCAGAUGUCUUGUGA